Messenger RNA from Nasonia vitripennis (jewel wasp), 5607 nucleotides. RefSeq lists its product as uncharacterized. Gene Ontology annotation, molecular function: nucleic acid binding. The record is from RefSeq and is a predicted model, not a curated record. The transcript is spliced from 8 exons. The coding region runs from base 1 to 5607 and encodes 1868 amino acids. NCBI's taxonomy places the organism in Eukaryota, Metazoa, Arthropoda, Insecta, Hymenoptera, Pteromalidae.
AUGAAAACCUUAAAUAGGUCAUUUGAUAGACGUAGUGACUUACCAAUUAAGAAAACUGAUUUGUCACGUCACAAAGAAGGCGAUUGGAGUCUCUAUGUUCCCAUAAAUGUUGUUAAAGAGCAAGGGAUUUAUGAGGCUCUCGAAUACUUCCCCAGUAUACUAAGUUAUGCACAAGUUUUAGCAGUGAAAAGGGAUGAUAUUUUAAUACCAGUAAAAGUGUUUGAACAGCCAUCCAGGGGUGAAAACAUGAUUGUCACUGUACUCCCAAAAGAACUGUCGCCUUCAGAAAAUUUAGCUCAAAAGUGGCUUUGCAAAACUUUGUUUAUCGAUUGGCUGCUUUUCGUGGAAGCAUUAGUUGUGGAAGCAAUAUACAUCAAUAAUCGACUGUAUAAAAGGCCCAUGAGGGGUCUCUGGUCUCAAGGAGCAACUGAAGGAGUGAACAAUUUCGCAUCGUGCGUAUCAAGUGAAGGCAAACGUAUUUCUUGGAGCCCCUUUAAAGACGAUAUGCAACGCAAGCAGAAGCGCAUAAGCGGGUUCUUGCUGAAUUUCAAACGUAACACGGCAAGAUUAGCGGCAUCUGCUCGCACGCUGCCGCACAUGCGCACGCGUUUGCGUUUGUUAGAGUCGUAUUGGUCCGAGUACACUCAAAGUGAUCUGGUCCUGCAAGCGAAUAGGUCGGCUUGCAAAGGCGAGGCGUACUUCGAGAACGACGAGUAUCUCGAAGUUGAGUCAAGUUAUGUGGAGAGUAAAGCGGAUGUGCUUCAGUCAAUUGAAGAUUUGGAAAUUGCCUCGAGGCCAUCGGUAACCGUUGCAGGCGCGCAAAAUAAUCAGGUCUUAUACGCACCACCUGUUCCGGGUCCGUCGGAGUUCGCGAACAUGCCGAAAUGUCAAAUCCCGAAAUUUUCCGGAAAACCCGAGGAAUGGGAGACCUUCAAGGAGCAGUUUUCUUCGAUGAUGAAAAACAAGGCCAACUUACCGGAUGCUAUCAAGAUGCAAUAUUUAGUAGACUCGGUGGAAGGGCCUGCAGCGCUCAGAGUAAAGGGUCUUCCGUUGACGGGAGCUAGUUUUAAGUUGGCUUGGCAAAAAUUGAUGCGCAUGUACGAUAACCCUACGAGACGCAUGCAUACGUAUAUGGAAUUGCUGAUAGAUAUGAAACCGGUUAAGCGAAAAUCUUCGGGAGAGUUGAUCGAGUUGCUGGAUAAGGCGGAAGCCGCGCUUAAAACCUUCAAGGAUGUAGGUUGCCCGUGCGAACAUUGGGACAGUUGGCUUAUCCAUAUGGUCGAGCGCAAGUUGGAUAAUGAGAUGCCAGAAGGGUGGCGUAUUUCGCAAGAGUCGGUGGUAGGUUUUUCGACAUUUUCAACUCUCACAAAUUUUCUCGAAACUCGUACGUCCUCGCUUGAUCAGGAUGCAGAUGGUGAUGCGGAGUCGCCUACCAAACAAUCUAAUCAGAAGGGUAAUGGUUCGAAUCGUUCGUCUCGGCGUGAGUCAGUCUCAGUCAACGCAACUAGCACGUCGUUUGCUAAAGGCAAUCGCAAUGCCUCUGUAAAAUGCAGCUUAUGUAGGGGUCCUCAUCAGCUUCAAGCGUGUCCAAGGUUAAAUGGUAUGUCGACUUCCGCUCGGUUUGAACAUUGUAAAAAGGAGAGAUUGUGUCUCAAUUGUUUGAGAUCUGGACAUUUUUUGGCUGAUUGCACCUCUCAGAAUCGUUGCGCCAAUUGUAAGGGCAGACACCACACGAAGAUUCACUCGGAUCGACGACAAGGAGGAGAGGCUGCGGAUUCUUCAAAUUCAACAGGUCAGAAGGGCUCUUCUAGCGCGCCUGGCAAGUCAAGUAUGCUGGAGGUAUCAGCAAGUACAACAGUGGUGGGUAGAACCCGGUUGAUGGCCACAGCCAAGGACUUACUUCAAUCCGUAGAUGGUAAUUCGAUGUACGCUAGAGGCAUGAUUGAUCCGUGUGCAGAGGUCUCUUUUGUCACUCAAAGAGUUGUGCAAUGUUUGUCCGCAAAGAUUAAGCCUGUUUCUGUGUCUGUGGUUGGUGCCGGUGCAGGUCCUUCUGCGGUGUCAAAGGAUGAAGUUUUUCUUCAAUUAAGGUCCAGGUUGAACACAGAAUUUUGUUUGGAGUUUUCGGCGUUGGUGUUGAGAGAGGUAACGGGAUUUUUGCCGCGAGAGGAGGUCGUAGUGCCCAAUUGGGAUCACAUCAGGGGCUUGCAGCUUGCUGAUCCAGAUUUUGCUUGCUCAAAGCGGAUAGACUGCGUGCUCAGCGCAGAGGUGUACGCUGCUAUCAUUCGGCUAGGGCUCAGAGUUGGUGCAACUGAUACUCCUGUUGCUCAGGAGACCGUUUUUGGGUGGAUUUUGACGGGUAGAGCGUCUUCUGCUCCUGAGUCUGAUAGAGCUCAGAGCGCUCAGGCCUGUCAUGUGGAAGUAGAGCCAUCAAUUUCGACGUUAAUAGAGAGGUUUUGGGAAAUGGAGGAGAUUUCCACUUCUAAAGUUUUGUCCGAGGAGGAUCAAGGUUUCUUUUGCACACACGAGGCAGAUUGCUGUGGCAUGUUUGCUCCGCUCAGAGAAGCAUCGAGCGCAAGAUUCUUAGAUAGUGCCUAUAGGAAAUUCAUGGAGGAGCAUUUGACUUUAGGUCAUAUGGAGCCUGUAAAUAGUUCGCAUCGAAAGGGCAAUACGUUCUAUUUUACUCAUCACCCAGUUUACUCGGCUGCGGUGGGGCCGGAAGGCAAAUUUCGUGUGGUUUUUAAUGGUUCCUUUGGAAAAAUAUUGCUGAACGACGUUCUUUUAACGGGUCGCAAAUUGCAGUCGGAUGUCACGAUUAUUAUUUCGAUGUGGAGAUUUUCGAAGAUUGUAUUUACGGCUGAUAUCGUCAAGGAAUUUAGGCAGAUCCUCAUUCACCCAGAUGACGUUGAUUGGCAAAGAAUAGUCUGGCGAUCUGACUUUUCGAAGCCUAUCGAAGAUUAUAGGCUGGUGACGGUUACGUAUGGUACGCGCUCUGCUCCAUACCUCUCAAUUCGAACCCUUCUUCAGCUAGCGAGUGAGGGAAGUGUAGAGUUUCCCUUAGCUGCGCAGGUGCUCAGACACAAUAUGUAUGUAGACGAUGCGUUUGUAGACGCUGACAAUGAGUCUGAGGCCAUUGAGAUUCGGAAUCAGCUGAUCAAGCUUCUGUCAUCAGCAGGUAUGGAGUUGGGUAAAUGGGCGUCAAACAGUUCGGCUAUCGUGGAGGAUAUCCAGGCGGAAAAGCAGAAAGAGUUCGCUGUCGAAUGGGAUGCGGCAGUUUCUGCUUUGGGCCUAAAAUGGACACCAUUGAGCGAUUCGUUUCGUUUCGAGGUUAAGAUUCCAGUUUCGCCAAAGGUUGUGUCAAAGAGAUCGAUUCUGUCAGAGAUUUCGAGGUUGUUUGAUCCACUUGGUUGGCUGUCACCUGUAUUAGUCAGGGCCAAACUCAUGCUCCAGGAUUUGUGGAUUAAUGGUAUCGACUGGGACUCACCUCUCACAGGAGAACUUCUAGAUCAGUGGCAAGCGUUGAGGUCUGAUCUUCCUGACUUGGCUCAGUUGCGCAUUCCUCGUUGGUUUGGCUCUUCCUCGCAAACAUCAUGGGAGUUGCAUGGGUUUUCUGACGCAACUGGGUACAUGGUAAUACCAGGGCAGAAAUCGGCGUUGAUUACGGCCAAGACUAAAGUAGCUCCUAUUAAAACGAUGAGUUUGCCUCGAUUGGAGUUGUGUGGCUCGGUGUUAGUGAGUGAGGUGAUCACUACUCUGCCUGGCGUGCAAUGGCGUCAUGUUAAGUCCGAAGACAAUCCAGCCGAUUGCGCAAAUCGAGGGUUUUCGUCGGAGCAGCUACAGCAGUCUUCCCUGUGGUGGGAGGGACCUGAAUGGAUCAGGAAUGAUUGGAGGAAGGUAAUUGAUAGAUUGCCCGUGGUUGUUUCGCCAGACGUAGUAAAUGCACAGGUUGCUGUUGAGAGGAGGGUUGACGAGAAUCAAGAAUCACAAGCGCUGUCUUAUUUGGAGAAGUUUUCGAGUUUUCCAAAGAUGUUGCGGAUUUUGGCUUGUGCUUACAGAUGGCGUUCGAAUGCGGUCAUGCCCAGAGUAAAUCGCUGCACUGGUCAUUUUACUGCUGAGGAGAUGGAGGCUGCUCGAGUCGGUAUGAUUCGUUAUGUGCAAAGUCAGCACUACGAGGAGGAAGUGCGGUGUCUCAGAAGUAAACAAUGGUUGUCAUCUCGCAGUCACUUGCUGCGACUUGUACCAUUUAUUUGUCCACAGGGCUUGCUCCGAGUUGGAGGCCGAUUGCAGCAUUCGUUCUUGGAGUACGAUGAGAAGCACUCGAUUAUACUGCCAGCAUCUAAUAUUAUAGUCAAGAGGUUGAUUGAGGAGGUACAUCGUCAGACUCUUCAUGGAGGUAUCCAGCUGAUGCUCAGUUCCCUCAACAGGACGUAUUGGAUUUCACGUGGGUUAAGAGGUGUACAAGGAGUUUAUCGGCGCUGCCAUAGAUGUAUUCGCUACACUGCUCAGAGUGUACAGCAGCAAAUGGCACCGCUUCCAUCAUAUCGAGUUACUCCCCAGCGAGUUUUCGCAUACACCGAUCUGGACUAUGCGGGACCGUUUCCAAUAUUGUUCUCCAAGUGCAGAGGUGCCAAGUCUACAAAGGGAUAUAUAGCGAUCUUUGUGUGUAUGGUUGUUCGAGCCGUUCAUAUUGAAGUUGUGUCAGAUUUGUCCACUACUGCGUUUCUAGCCGCGUUUCGCAGAUUCACCGCUCGGCGUGGACUUUCUAAGAUGGUAUUUAGUGACAACGGCACCAACUUCAAGGGCGCAGCCACAGAAGUUGACAAGUUAUUCCAUCGGGCUUCAUCAGUAUCGCAGGAGGUGGCAGCUGCAUUGGCGAAGGACGGUAUAGUAUGGUCUUUUAUACCUCAUAGAGCUCAUCAUUUCGGAGGACUAUGGGAGUCGGCAGUGGAAGCUACUCUGGGUUAUGAGAAACCAUUUCUGGGAGCGAUGGCGACUGGAGGUAUUGCAUCAUUUAUAGCAGAGAAACAAGUGGCUGACUCCUGGACGACAGUUGGUCGUGGGCGACUUGGUGCUUCUGAAGAACGAGCUCUGCCCUCCAUCCAAGUGGCCACUGGGUCGAAUUACAGCGGUAUAUCCAGGGAAAGAUGGUCUAGUUCGAGUUGUUACCAUCCGUACUGCCAAUUCCGAGUUCCAGCGACCAGUUGUGAAGGUCAUCUUUCUGCCCUCAGACGAGAGUGCGCAGAGGGCAGUCUCCCCUUCAACCUGAGUCCAGUCAAGACUGAAGAGUUUCCUAGAGUCAUUAAUCGAAGAGAUUUUACACACAACACCUAUACUCUACUCGUGGGACUUUUUAUGGAAUCUUACACAGAAAAUUUAGAUGAGGGAGGAAGGUGGAGUGAAGCUGAAGGCUACAGGGCGGCACCGCUUAGUCAGCUGGAGGUGGAGCACCCCACCGCGAAACCGGAGGGGAAGAGUGUCAAGGACAACACUGCCUAUAAUACUCUGACCCGAUGGAUUACUGGGGCAGCUAGCACCAGUAAAAACCUGAAUAGUGACCCUACUGGGCCUCAACUGCUGGGGACUCUUCGCAGAACCCAACAGAGGUCGUAG